This is a messenger RNA of Alosa sapidissima (American shad), 3225 nucleotides long. Its product is annotated as endosialin-like. The transcript has a single exon. Gene Ontology annotation, biological process: cell migration. The record is from RefSeq and is a predicted model, not a curated record. Bases 254 to 2305 code for a protein of 683 amino acids. Lineage: Eukaryota; Metazoa; Chordata; Actinopteri; Clupeiformes; Clupeidae. Gene Ontology annotation, molecular function: extracellular matrix binding; extracellular matrix protein binding; calcium ion binding. Gene Ontology annotation, cellular component: extracellular matrix; external side of plasma membrane.
CAAAAACAAACGUCUGUGCCCUCCCUCUCUGUCUUCCUUUCUCCUCCGGAGGAGAACCAGAGGAAAGUUCCAUCUCAGUGCAGCAGCAGUGCUGACGGCUGCAGGGAGGAUUGGUCGCGGCUGUUAGACUACUUUGCUGAGGAGGAAGCUCCUGUCUCUCCAGAAGAAAAAUCCAAAAGCUAGAAAGCCUAGAGGAGUGAGGAGAGCCGAGAGGACCAGCCAGGACAUUUUGGCCAUUCGGAAGGACGCUGUUAUGGAAAAGAGGAGAAUGCAUUGUCCGGUGUGCCCCUGUCUGCUGCUGCUGGCACUGGUCAGUACCUGGUGCCCACUGGGGACUCAGAGCCAGGAGCUCCAGGAGCAGGAUGCUAUCUGCAAUGACGAGGGCUGCUACGCCGUCUACUUCCAGCGCAAGACCUUCCGGGACUCCUGGCGGACCUGCAGGGAGAAAGGAGGCAACUUGGCCACGGUGAAGAAAACCGAGGAGGCUGAGCUGAUCCACGAGCUGCUGUCGUCCACGGAGCGGCGUGGGCCGCGUGUCCGCAUGCGCCUGUGGAUCGGGCUCCAGCGGCAGCCGCGCCAGUGCUCGUCCACCAAGCCGCUGCGUGGCUUCACCUGGAUCACGGGCGACCAGGACACCGAGUACACCAACUGGCAGCGCGAAGACCUGCCCAGCACCUGCGCCGCGCCCCGCUGCGUGGUCAUGACGCACAACACCGCCGACAAGACCCGCAGCAACCGGGACAACUUCAAGUGGCUGGACGGCUCCUGCGCCCUGGCCGUGGACGGCUUCCUGUGCCGCUUCGCCUACCGCGGCAUGUGCUCGGUGCUGGACCAGGAGGGCGGAAGACCGGCGCGCUACACCACGCCGUUCCACCUAAUCAGCACCCUGCUGACCCACGUCCCAUUCGGAUCUAUGGCCAUACUGCCCUGCCCAGAGGGAACUAAGGAGGACCAGUCCGUCCUGUGCAUGCUAAAGGAUGACGGCACCGUGGGCUGGUCAAGGGAUGCGCCACUUUGCUCGGACGGCCCCAAGAACUGGUGCGAGGUGGAGAAUGGAGGCUGCGCGCACCUUUGCCUGAACACGGAAGACCACUACUACUGCGCAUGCUCCGCCGGGUACGAGCUGGGGGAGGAUAGCCAGAGCUGCCAGGCGAUGGACGCUUGCCUUGGCAACCAGUGUGAGUUCCAGUGCGAGCUGACGGCCACCGGCCACCGCUGCACGUGCUCCAACGGCUACCUGCUGGCGCCCGACGGCAAGAGUUGCCUGGACAUCGACGAGUGCGAUCGGACUCCCUGCCCUCAGGUGUGCGUCAACGCGCCGGGCACCUUCGAGUGCCGCUGCCUGGAUGGCUACCAGGCGGACGAGAACGGCGAGUGUGUUGAUGUGGAUGAGUGCAAGGAGGACAGCUGCGAGCAGGUGUGCGUAAACACACCUGGAUCUUUCGAGUGCCAGUGUACCGACGGCUACACCAAGGUACCCGAGGAUCCCGUCCGUUGCCAAGACAUCGAUGAGUGCCAAAACUCGGACAGCUGUCACCAAAUAUGCCGAAAUUACAUGGGAGGAUUCGACUGCCACUGUGAUGAGGGAUACGAACUUGAGGAUGACUAUUACAGCUGCAGGCCAUUGCCUGAGGAUGCGGAAAUGACGUCAACAAUGAUGCCCAGUGAGUCUCCGGCCAACACUAUGGGCCCCGAGACGCCCGACCUCUCCUGGUCUCCCAGAAUGCCUGACUGGUUGACUGACCCCACACCUUUGGAGUGGCUGACCGAGUUACCUAAUCUCGAGUGGCUUCCCACCGACCUGGCCUGGUUCACAGAGAACCCAUCAGAGGAGCUCUCACCAACCCAGGCGCCACACGCCACACAUCAGGAAAUCCUCACUCCUUCCUUUGACUUUGAGGAGGCCCUAUUGGACACACCUUCACAGGUGGCAGAGAGCGACUCCAUUGACUCCUAUGGGGCGCCAGACGACGUGUCGUCCAGGAUAAGGGAAGAUGUGGUUUUGGAGUCUGAGGAGGCAGGCGACGGAGCCAGGGCGUCUCUCUCCCCACCGCGAGACGCAGCGGAGCCUGCUGCAGGGGCGGAGCAACGGCCCGAGGGGGGGAAACGGAAGCACGACAAGAGCUGGCUGCUGGUUGCGCUCCUGGUGCCGCUCUGCGUCUUCAUCGUGGUGAUGCUGGCGCUGGGGAUCGUGUACUGCACCAGCUGCGCCGUGGAGCCGCGUGGCAAAGGGACAACAGACUGCUACCGAUGGUUCACCGCCUCGAAACCUGCAGAAGCAAGCACAGCCAAGUCACGGGCCUGAGCAGAGAAUAGCCCAGAGAGAGAGAGAGAGAGAGAGAGAGAGAGAGAGAGAGAUGUGUUUGCACAGAAACAGUUCGAUAAGAUGGAGAUGCAGGGUUUACACAAACAGUUUCACAAAUGGGGCUUUGUUUUUUCCACUGACACUCUCACCUGAAAAAAUCCUGUGGAAAUCUGAGGAGAGGAAAAGGGUAUGGCCCUGACUAUCGUUCUUGUAGGCUAUCUUUCUCAUUAGUUUAAUUAGAGAAAAGUACAUUUGUGUGUCUGAAAUGGGUUGAAUUCUUUAUUUUCUGUACAAUGUACAGACGCCAAAUCAGUGAUUCUGCAUCUCAUUGGACAGACUAUUGACAACAAAGCCCCCGUGUUUAGAUGUAGUGGUUUAAAUGGAAAAAUAAUGCAAAAUUGACUGAUUUAUUGUGAAGUAAACUUUUGUAAGAAUAUCGCUUUGAAACAAUACAUUGUAUGUGUAUCUACAUGUUGUUUAUUUCUAAACCCUACCCUGCAUCCUACCUACAAACAAAAAUAUCUACUGCAGAAUAGUAGGUCUAUCUUUCAAGAAGCGCCACAAUGAUCAAUGAUGUCUUAAUGUCCAGAGAAAAGAUAUUAAUUCAAACAAAAAAGCAAAUGUGAGACCUUUAUAACUCUAUUUUUCUGAUUCAGUCCUUCCAGGCCUUGAGAGUUCCAUAUGGAACUUGAAAUAUGUAUGGAGUAUUGGCGCCCUCUAUCAGCUAUUGCGCUGUAAUGCAUGCAACAGUUAUUUGGGUCAAGGGUAUAAAGGUUUUAAUAGUGAGUAAAACAAAAUGGUCCUAGUCCUAUACUUGUGUAAAAAAUAUCAUGCUUCACACCCAUAGCACUGAAACAAAUUUUGUCAUCAAAAUCUUGUUGUGAUUUAAAAAGAAAUAACAUUUGGUUAAAAAAUGAAAA